Molecule: messenger RNA, 1834 nt
Organism: Malania oleifera
Lineage: Eukaryota; Viridiplantae; Streptophyta; Magnoliopsida; Santalales; Ximeniaceae
Product: ribulose-1,5 bisphosphate carboxylase/oxygenase large subunit N-methyltransferase, chloroplastic
Exons: 6
Coding region: 98-1576 (492 amino acids)
Biological process (GO): peptidyl-lysine monomethylation
Cellular component (GO): chloroplast
Molecular function (GO): protein-lysine N-methyltransferase activity; [ribulose-bisphosphate carboxylase]-lysine N-methyltransferase activity; protein binding
Source: RefSeq, a predicted model, not a curated record
AUCCACAAGACCACAACCACAAGCUAAUUGAGUCCAUGGAUUCACCUCAUCUCCUCACACAUAACGUACACUGCGCAAAACAGAGGUUGUCGGGAAAAUGGCCACUCUCUAUCCUCUUUCUUCAUCUUCAUCCUCGGUUUUCGUCUCCCCUGCUAAAAUCCUCAGCCACUUCUAUUCUGUUAGAAACACGGCCGCCGACCUCCACCUCAAAAGAACUAUCUCCGUGAACUCUCUCCGGUCGGCGGUGCCGGAAACUGACCCACCGCCGUCGGUCCAAACCUUCUGGCAGUGGCUCUGCGACGAGGGCGUUGUGUCUUCCAAGUCUCCGGUGAAGCCCGGAAUUGUCCCCGAAGGUCUGGGUCUUGUCGCUCGGAGGGAUAUUGCUCGAAACGAGGUCGUUUUGGAGGUGCCGAAGAAGUUUUGGAUAAACCCAGAUGCGGUGGCAGCUUCGGAGAUUGGGAGCGUGUGCACCGGACUGAAGCCGUGGGUCUCUGUUGCUCUGUUCUUGAUCAGGGAGAGGUCUAGGGUUGACUCGCCUUGGCGAUCUUACCUUGAUAUUCUUCCCGAUUUUACGAAUUCCACCAUUUUUUGGUCAGAAGAGGAACUUUCUGAGCUUCAAGGAACCCAACUAUUAAACACUACACUGGGUGCGAAGGAAUAUGUGCAGAGCGAAUUCCUGAAAGUUGAAGAAGAAGUCAUUCUCCCUCACAGGCAGCUUUUCCCUUCUCCUAUUACCUUGGAUGACUUCUUAUGGGCAUUUGGGAUUCUUAGAUCAAGGGCAUUUUCCCGCCUUCACGGUCAAAAUCUUGUUUUGAUCCCUCUUGUGGACUUGAUCAACCACGGCCCCAGUAUAACAACAGAAGACUAUACAUGGGAGAUUAAAGGUGCAGGUAUUUUCUCUAGGGAUCUUCUAUUUUCUUUGAAGAAUCCAGUUCCUGUCAAGGCUGGUGAGCAGGUUUUGAUCCAAUAUGAUUUGGCGAAGAGUAACGCUGAGUUGGCUCUGGACUAUGGUUUCAUAGAAUCUCAGUCCACCCGCCAUGCAUUUACUCUUACACUUCAGAUACCUGAGUCAGACCCAUUCUUUGGGGACAAGCUCGACAUUGCUGAGACAAAUGGUAUGGGUGAAACUGCAUACUUUGACGUUGUUUUGGACCACCCUCUUCCACCAGCAAUGCUUCCAUACCUGCGGCUAGUGGCUCUUGGGGGUACUGAUGCUUUCCUCUUGGAGUCCAUUUUCAGAAACUCAGUCUGGGGCCACCUUGAAUUGCCUGUUAGCCGGGCCAACGAGGAGCUGAUAUGCCAGGUGGUGCAAGAUGCCUGCAAAACUGCACUUUCUGGCUAUCCAACCACCAUUGAAGAUGAUGAGAAAUUGAAGGAAGGAGGGAAUCUUGAUCCAAGGCUUGAGGUAGCGGUUGGGAUAAGAGCAGGGGAGAAGAAGGUGCUGCGACAAAUUCAUGAGGUUUUCAGGAGCAGGGAAUCAGAAUUGAAUGGGCUGGAAUAUUAUCAAGAAAGGCGACUCAAGGACCUCGGCCUCGCUGUGGAGCAAGACGAAAUCAUCUUCUGGGAGCCCAAGUAGGAUAUAUCUAUGCCCUCCAUGAAUUUAUCCCAGGGAGGCAAACUUGUCCCAAGUGGUUACUGAAAUGAAGAUUGCUAUUUAAAAACAACAAAUUUUGGAAGCCUUAGUAGAAGAUUGGAGAAGAGCUGUCUGAGAAACAACACGCAACUUUAAGUAAUGAGUUCCAAACAUUCUGUUGCCACUCCAACAAGCAAUUUGUAAUUCGAUACCCUACACUUUUAGAUAUGCAGUUGAAAUAUCACGAAGUACUUCAUACCA